Molecule: messenger RNA, 1805 nt
Organism: Drosophila grimshawi
Lineage: Eukaryota; Metazoa; Arthropoda; Insecta; Diptera; Drosophilidae
Gene: sad
Product: cytochrome P450 315a1, mitochondrial
Exons: 6
Coding region: 242-1786 (514 amino acids)
Molecular function (GO): monooxygenase activity; oxidoreductase activity, acting on paired donors, with incorporation or reduction of molecular oxygen; heme binding
Source: RefSeq, a predicted model, not a curated record
CGAUCUUAUCGCGCCUUUGCGAGCUCAAACUCGGCCUCUUCGCUCUUAGCAUUUUCAUUCGUUGUCUUUGUCGGUUAUAAGGCGCAAGCCGGGCAGCAUGUCGAAUCAGUUCUGUGCUGGCCUUGCCCUUGUCGUACCGUGCCGUGCCGUCGGUUCAGGUUUCGCAGUUAAUCACGCAUUCCAUUAGCCCGCUUCCUGCUGUUGUUGCUGAUUGACCUUUGAAGAUUUGGUUUAGCAGGAGAUGACCAAGCAGCUGUGCCGCGGCGGCCUGCUGCGCUGGAUUGUGCAGCUGCUCAGGACGCUGCUACUCCGCAUCAUGUCUUACUUUCGAGGCGAGCCGCAAACCAACUAUGCAUGCCAUAGCCUUCAAAUUGUGCCCAAAUUUGUGCCUAUACCACGCGUCAAGGGAUUACCCCUAGUGGGUACGCUCUACGAUUUGAUAGCUGCCGGUGGUGCACCACAAUUACACAAAUAUGUGGAUGCACGACAUCGCCAGUAUGGAGCGAUAUUUCGGGAACGCUUGGGCGGUACACAGGAUGCAGUGUUCGUUUCGUCGGCGAAUCUAAUGCGCAGUGUCUUUCUACAAGAGGGUCAAUAUCCGCAGCAUCCGUUGCCGGAUGCCUGGACAUUCUACAACAAGCGGCACGCCUGCCAGCGUGGACUCUUCUUUAUGGAGGGCGCGGAAUGGCUUCACAACAGGCGUAUACUUAAUCGACUGCUGCUCAAUGGUAAUUUGAAUUGGAUGGACGUGCAUAUUGAAAGCUGUACGCGCCAGUUAGUCGACAGAUGGCAAGCGCAGACAGAGCAGGCAGACAGAGAUGGAAAGCACUACGAAUUGCCGGACUUGGAGCAGCAAUUGUAUCGUUGGUCGAUAGAAGUGCUCUGCGGCAUCAUGUUCGGCUCCAGCGUUUUGACCUGCCCCAAAAUGCAGUCCUCUUUAAACGAAUUCACACAGAUCGUUCACAAGGUCUUUGAGCAUAGCUCGCGACUGAUGAACUUUCCGCCCAAGUUGGCGCAGUUGCUCCGCUUACGCAUCUGGAGCGACUUCGAGAGCAAUGUGGGCGAGGUGCUGCAGCAGGGUGAAGCCAUCAUAGAGCUGUGCAUUAAAUCACAGCUCGAGCAGCCACAAUCGGAGCAGGAGGAAGCUCUGUACCACAAACUGCAGGCAGCGGCUGUGCCCAUCGAGAUGAUCAGGCGCAUUUUCGUGGAUCUGGUCAUAGCAGCAGGUGACACGACUGCCUUUAGUAGUCAGUGGGCAUUGUAUGCCCUCUCGCUCGAUCAAUUGCUGCAACGACGCAUCGCCCAGGAACGUGCUGCAGAUCAGUCUAAGCUGCUGCAUGGCUUGAUCAAGGAAACGCUGCGCCUAUAUCCAGUUGCUCCAUUUAUAGGACGCUACUUGCCGCAAGAUGUCCAAAUUGGCGGUCAUUAUAUAGAAAAAGAUACUCUGGUGCUUAUCUCUCUGUACACAUCUGGUCGUGAUCCAUCACAUUUUCAUCAACCGCUGAGAGUGCUGCCAGAACGCUGGUUUCUUGGCAACACCGAGCAUCAGGUGCAUCAGACUCAUGGCAGCCUGCCCUUCGCCAUUGGUCAGCGCUCCUGCAUUGGACGACGCGUGGCCUUGAAACAGCUCCACUCAUUGCUGGGCAAAUGCGCCACCCAGUUCAAGAUGCAGUGUCUCAAUCAAAAGCCAGUGGAUUGUAUCCUGCGCAUGGUCACAGUGCCCGAUCAGACAUUGCGCCUUGCAUUAAGGCUCACAUCUAAAACGAUCGAAACGGCACCAGUCUAGUUAUCCCUCAAAAUAUAUU